Nerophis ophidion (straightnose pipefish) is the source of this 1616-nucleotide messenger RNA. RefSeq lists its product as uncharacterized. The record is from RefSeq and is a predicted model, not a curated record. NCBI's taxonomy places the organism in Eukaryota, Metazoa, Chordata, Actinopteri, Syngnathiformes, Syngnathidae. The transcript has 9 exons. The coding region runs from base 164 to 1042 and encodes 292 amino acids.
UGAUUUCAGCUGGCGGUGAUGAGCACGUGACCACACUUUGGAAGGUAAAGAUGUGUUCGGACCGAAAAAGAUUGAGGAACAAGUAAAUAAAAGUAGUAAAGGCGAUAAUGUGUGAUAUAAAGUAAGGUUAAGAACAUUUAAUUGUUGAUACGACGCUCGAAAUAUGGCGAAUAGGAUGCCGUCGAGUGAAAGUACGGAAAAUAUCGAGAUGGAAUUAUUCUCCUCUGAUCAUUCCUGUAUGAUGAUAUCAACUCGAGAACGAGAGCAACAAUGCUGCUUUUAUCAGAAAAACUCGGUGCCUCCUUUGGUCCGCAGUUGUGAGGAAAACCCACAGCCCGAGGUUCAGAUCAAGCAGGACAGGCGGCAGCGAGCCAAAACCAAGGCCAACACACCUGCCAGGGAGAGAACCAGGCACCAGCCUCCACCCGCUGCCUUCAUGGAGGAAAUGGAGAUGGAAAUGGAGACGCUUCUUCCUCCCACGAGCUCUGAAGUCAAGUCGGGGGAGCUCAUCACCCCGUGGUCUCACGCGCCCUCUCUGAAGAAGGAACGUCGGGUCAAAUGGAAGAGUUUGACCCCCCAAAAGUCUGGCCUGGUGGUCAAAGAUGUACUCUGUUUAUCAGGAGGUUACUAUGACGAACUCACAAGAAACAUUGCACCGCAUGGCAAAGAGCAAGAAGCUCUUUCGGCCAUUGGAAUGGCCGCUCGGAUAACUGUGGACAGUGAGUGGUCAGCCAAGCAGUUGGAGAGUCGGCUGAUGACACUUUUCCGAGAGCGGGUUCCGAAACAAACUGGUUGCAAGUUUUCCUUGACAUAUUUACAGUGCAUAGAGAGCUGCCGGGUGCUGUUUGUCCCUCGUACUCCUGCAGAAGGCUGGACUGGAGCACAGGUCCUCAGGAUCUCAGAGAACGGUGCCCUGUAUCUCCUUGGCCACCAUGACCACCAGAAGGCGGCCAGUGAGACAGCUGCAGUUGACAAGAAGGAAAUAUGUCUUGAAGAAAGUACAAAUAGUGCAAAAUGGAGGCCGACGGAACCGACGACAUAAUCACGAGAACAGCAAGUUCCUGGAUGUUACCAAAAGGACCAAAACAUCAUAACUUGAGGAUUAUUUACUGUUCCAGUUGUUUGACAUCAUUAAGAGUCCUGGUCUGGAUGCACAUGGGGGAUGUAUUAUAAUGUUGCCAUGGUUGCAAUGUUCCUGCUCAAAGAUACUGUAAGUACUGUAUUCUACCAACCUUGCAUGUUGGGAAAAUGGGAGUAUCAAAUUGUACACGUAUCUGAUUCACCUCUUCAACUGAUUGUUUGUGUUAUUUGAAUAAUAGUGGUACCUCGGGGUUUAGUUUUUGUUUUGUUUUUGUUUUUAGUGAUAAGGCAUCCGACCCGUAGAAAAUCAAAGCAAUUUAUAAGAAAUAUUGGAAAAGAAAACCAAAAAUAUUAACACAAGACACAUUUUAAAUAAAAUAUUUAUAGUUUUACAUGGGGAAAACAAUGCAAUAUACACCAAUGAAAUGGAGAAAUGAAUAUUUUACCAUAACAUUUAUCUUUUUUGAAGUGUGUGUGUCUGUGUGUGUAUUUGUGUGUAUACAUACAUAUGUAUAUUUGUGUGUGUAUGUGUAUGU